Messenger RNA from Prorocentrum cordatum, 960 nucleotides. The record is from the annotation of a GenBank genome assembly. Lineage: Eukaryota; Dinophyceae; Prorocentrales; Prorocentraceae.
AUGGCGCGCCCGGCACCGCUCCCCCGCCUCGCCCUCGCCCUCGGCGUGGCCUCGGCCAGCGCGGCGCUUGACGAGGGCCCGCCGGCGCGGCGGCUGCGCGGCGGCGCGGCGGCCAACUGCAGUGGCGCCGCUCGGGGCCAGGCCGCCUGCGAGGAGGACGAUGGUGUCUCGGGCCGAUGCCUCGCGAGCGGCCUGCCGUGCGGCUACAACGGCAACCCGUGGUGCGCGGCGGACGCUUUGGACAAGUGCUGCUGCGACUACGGCCACUGCGCGCCGCAGCUCGGGAACGCGGCGGGCAUCAUCCAGAUGCAGUGCUACCCCGCUGGCAAGUGCAUCUCCCCCGCGGAGGACCCGUCCCAGGCCCUGUGCGGCGCGGGCGGCCAGCAGCAGAUCCCGUGCUGCGGCGACGCCGUCUGCCGGCCCAUCGCGGGCGGCGAGGGGCAUCGUCGGGGGAGGCCAGCUGCCCACCUCGCCCGUCGUGGCUGGGCCGAGCCUGGGCCCGAGGUCCGUGCACGUGCCUCCCUGGCCAGGCCAGGAGGAUGCGCGACGCGCCCAUCCUGGGCCCGGGUGGAGUCACGGCUGGGCUCGGCGAGGUGGAUCGGUGGCGUCCCUCAUCGUACGUCCGGUGGCGUCCCAUUGAUGGCGUGCGCGAGGCCGCCGAGCACGAGCAAGGGACCCGGCACGAGCUCGGGCACGCCGUCGACGUCCAGGAGCACGUGCGUGGACUGGAACAUGCCCUGCGACUACUACAGCCAGUGCUGCGACGGCUACCAGUGCACGUGGGCCAACACGGACCCGAAGCCAUCCACGAUCUGCCUCUCGCCCGGAGGCGACCAGCACGGGCCCGAGGGCUCCUGCGCCGCCUGGAACGAGCCCUGCGACUACUACAACGAGUGCUGCAGCACCUACACCUGCACGUGGGCGAACACGGAGCCGGAGCCGUCCACGAUCUGCCUGUGA